This is a messenger RNA of Synchiropus splendidus (mandarinfish), 2002 nucleotides long. RefSeq names its product YY1 transcription factor b (gene yy1b). Gene Ontology annotation, biological process: regulation of transcription by RNA polymerase II. The coding region runs from base 148 to 1272 and encodes 374 amino acids. Gene Ontology annotation, molecular function: DNA-binding transcription factor activity, RNA polymerase II-specific; RNA polymerase II cis-regulatory region sequence-specific DNA binding. The transcript has 5 exons. The record is from RefSeq and is a predicted model, not a curated record. Gene Ontology annotation, cellular component: PcG protein complex; transcription regulator complex. Lineage: Eukaryota; Metazoa; Chordata; Actinopteri; Syngnathiformes; Callionymidae.
GGCGUGGGACUGAGUGACAGAGUUGUUGGUGAAGAAGAGGGAGAGCAGUGGAGGCUGGAACAGAGCAGGGGGUGUGUGUGUGUUUGUGGGGGCUAAACAAGAGCACAACACGGCGUGAAUGAGAGAGGCAAGCUGGCGGAAUUCAACAUGGCAUCCGGAGAUACGCUGUACAUUGAGACAGACGGCUCGGAGAUGCCGGCCGAGAUCGUGGAGCUUCACGAAAUAGAAGUGGAAACCAUCCCGGUGGAGACGAUAGAGACCACGGUGGUCGGCGGGGACGACGACGAUGAAGAUGACGACGAAGACGGGCAGCCCAUGAUUGCGCUUCAGCCUUUGGUUACGGACGACCCCAGCUCGAUUCACCACCACCACCAGGAGGUGAUACUUGUCCAGACCCGGGAGGAGGUAGUCGGCGGGGAUGACUCGGACCUGCACACGGACGGCGGUGGCGGGGAGUUCGAGGACCAGAUCCUCAUCCCGGUACCGGCUCCCGGUGUGGAGGACGAAUACAUUGAACAGACUUUAGUGACUGUGGCCGGGAAGAGCUCUAUGGGUCGGAUGAAGCGAGCCGGCGGCUCCGGGGGGAAGAAAGCGGGUAAAAAGAGCUAUUUAAGCGGCGCCGAGGCCGGUGGAAGGAAAUGGGAACAGAAGCAGGUGCAAAUAAAGACUCUCGAAGGGGAAUUUUCGGUCACUAUGUGGGCGUCGGAUAACUCUAAAGACAUCGACCAUGAGUCUGUGGUGGAGGAGCAGAUCGUCGGGGAGAAUUCUCCACCGGACUACUCCGAGUACAUGACGGGAAAGAAGCUGCCCCCUGGUGGAAUCCCGGGAAUCGACCUCUCAGACCCAAAACAGCUGGCUGAGUUCGCCAGAAUGAAACCCAGGAAAGUCAAAGAGGAUGAUGCUCCACGGACGAUAGCGUGCCCUCAUAAAGGCUGCACAAAGAUGUUCAGGGAUAACUCAGCCAUGAGGAAGCAUCUCCACACUCACGGGCCGCGUGUGCACGUCUGCGCAGAGUGCGGCAAGGCCUUCGUGGAGAGCUCGAAACUCAAACGUCAUCAACUUGUUCACACAGGAGAAAAACCCUUCCAGUGCACCUUCGAAGGCUGCGGUAAAAGGUUUUCUCUGGACUUCAACCUGCGCACGCACGUGCGGAUCCACACUGGAGACCGACCCUAUGUCUGCCCGUUUGACGGCUGCAAUAAGAAAUUCGCUCAGUCAACCAACCUCAAGUCUCAUAUUCUCACACACGCCAAAGCCAAAAACAACCAAUGAGAAGCACCAGCCUCAAGACACACCAAGAAGGAAAAAAAAACAAACUUUGGAAAGACUUAUUUUGAUUUCUUAUAAUAAUCAGAUCGAUGAAGACUUUAAAAACACUGCGAAUCAGCUUGUUUGCCUGCGUCCCCUUUAUUUUGCUGUCGUUUUUGGAAGAGGAUCGACUUCGCCGGCGCCGACUCGUGUCCCUGCAGCUGCCGACAGACGGAUGAACACCAGAGACUUAUUUUUACCAGAGUGAGCAGAGAAGCAGCAGUCUAUUAGUAUUUUAUUUUGUGGCAUAGAUUUUAUUUUUCCUCAAGUGUGCAUAUUGUACACUUGCCUCUGGGUAACAUUGUGAGUUUAUUUUUCCCCAUCAAACCUACCUACGAUAGCAAAGGCUCCAGCCUUGUGUGACAUGUUUGUUUCACAUGCCGUGGUUAAAAACGGCUGUAUGUUUGCAUUUCCACUCUUGGUUGUAUUUUUCUCUAACCUCACAAUAACCUUGUAUACUUGUAUCGUAUGGCUGUAAUGAAACUUGUAGACAUAGCGGUGUGAUUUACAGUGUUAACCAGUUAAACCCUUAGUUCUGAGUUGCUCUUUACUUUAAACUGUUGUUACACAAUAAAAAUGAGUGACAUCCAGUUGCUUUGCUUGUCUAGGCAAGCGUUGAGUUAAAUGAUGUUCACACCCGUGUAUCUCAACUGCCCACAAUAAAAUUGCUCAUUCCAACCCUGUAGAUUUAUAA